Messenger RNA from Protopterus annectens (West African lungfish), 1695 nucleotides. RefSeq names its product transmembrane protein 182 (gene TMEM182). Bases 357 to 1094 code for a protein of 245 amino acids. Lineage: Eukaryota; Metazoa; Chordata; Ceratodontiformes; Protopteridae. The transcript is spliced from 5 exons. Gene Ontology annotation, cellular component: membrane. The record is from RefSeq and is a predicted model, not a curated record.
GACUCCAUACCCAAGCCCUCACUCCCUACCACCUCCUUGAAGGUGCUUUUGCAGUCCCGAGUUUUGUUUAGGAAUGACAUAGCGCUUAUUAGGGCUCUGUCUAAAUAAUCAGUGGAAGGUCGGUUAUUUCGAGCAGCAUCAGUCAGUCACUGUCCUGAAAUAGAUCCACUGUCCCCAACUCCAGCUGGCAGCAACAACCUGACAUGUCUGGUGUGAAUUGGAGGCUGUGAAUAGACGAAGAACUCCAAAUAUUAGUGGAAUAAGCCAAACUCUGCAGGACUGUAUCCCAGCUAAGUUUACUUUUGCCAGGUAACAGGACACUUUUAGAUCGAAAGCUGUCAACUUUCGGAGACAAUAUGAAGCUGAGCGUUGCAAUAUUCUUUGCUGGCUUCUUUGGUGCCCUUGGCGUUUUGAUUUUUCUGUUGGCCUUUGGAACGGAUUACUGGUUACUUGCUACAGAAAAAUGUGCCGGGAGUGCAGCUGUCUCAAAAAGCGGAGAAGCCCAACUCGGGAGUGAAGAUACAGAUACGUCACAACAGUCUGCAGUCACUUUUCAUCAUGAAGGGUUCUUUUGGAGAUGCUGGUUUAAUGAAACAAAGACAGAUGACAGCAUGUGGAAAUUUUGGUUUGCUAAUCAACCUCCAAAGAAAUCCUGCAUGCAUGCUUACCUUUUUCCAUUUCCGGUGGACACAGAGGUCCACAACAACACUGCUCGUGAGACUGCUGUCCUUUAUCGAGGCUUCUGGACAGUUUUUAUGAUUCUGGGGGUAGUUGCUAUCGUUACAGCUGGUUUCCUAAUCAUUUGUGCUGCUCCUUUUGCAAGUCACAGACUCUACAAAGCAGGAGGAGGCUUAUUCAUUACUGCUGGUAUUCUGUUUGCAAUACUGGUUGUCAUGUAUGUUAUCUGGGUUCAGUCACUUGCUGACAUGGAAACAUAUAUCCAGUUGCAGAAAACUCACCGUUGUUCAAGUUUCACCAUACAAAUCCGAUAUGGCUGGUCCUUCAUUUUGGCUCCCAUUGGGAUUUUUUUCUCUUUAUUUUCAGGAAUGCUUUUUCUGUUAGUAGGACGUGUCAUUCAGCUACACACAAAGUAAGACUGAAGUGUGAAGAGACCUACUGGCUGAUGACAUGGUUUGAUUGAUAGAGAAUUUUUCAUUAAUUGAACAUUCAUUUUCUUCACACAGUAGUAAGGCUCGUUCAUUUGUAUGAAAGCUGAACAGCAGCAGAAUGAAAGAAAAUAGAAGGGCAAAGAACGAGGAAUGGUUCAAGUAUAAUUUUCCUUAAGAUGUUUAAAGUAUUGUCUCAAUGUUACUGCCACAGAUAUAGAAACUGGACCUCUGAAAUACAGUAUACUGUAAAACUAAUGUUUUGUGAAGCUAUAUAGUCUCACUUCACCACCUAGCUUUGUUUUGCCAUGGUCAAGCCCUGCUUUGCUUAACAUAUAGCAGAGAUGCACACAAAUAUUACUGCUGGUGCAGCAGAGAAACAUACCAUAAUGUCCUAAACAAAGUGGUGUCAGUACAGAAAGCCCUUUACUGAGCUCUAAGUAUAUUCUAUAUACUAUCCUUUUCAAGGUUAUACACAGUAUUUACAAUAUUGUUAAAGUAUUUGUCUGGUGACUGUAUAUUCUUCCAUUUUAAAAGGGUAAGAAUCACUAAACUGUACUUGAUAAAGAAUACAAGAUACGCCAAAGCA